GCUGCUAGAAGUUGCAGCCCCGGAGUUGGGAGGCCGCCGAGGACCCAGUGCAGGAGGAAGGAGGCAGCGCGCGGCAGCGACCGGCGAGGAGGAGGCAGAGAGCCCGGGGCCAGGCCCCGCGCACCGCUCGCGUCCCGAAAAGUGGAGCUGCAACUUGGCCACGACUGCACCUGUUUGCACCGCUCAGCCGAGGCGACCGGGCUGCGGCGGCGGCGGCGACGACCCCGGCCAUCGCCCCUCUCCGGCGAGUGGUUGGAGCACGAGGAGAAACUUUGCACCUGUGAGCCGGACCUGCGCUGAGUGCGUGUGUUUUUGCCUCUUGUUUUGUUGUCAUUGCUUCCUCCUCCCCCCACUCUUCUCUCUGGUAGGACUUCUCCCCCUCCCCACGUCUCGCUCCGUUCCACUGAACUCCUCUCCAUCCCUCACCCCCCCGGCCGUCUAUGCUCCUGGCCCUCCCCGCGCGGUGCCGGUGAACCCGCGGGCCGCCCCGAUGUACAGCAUGAUGAUGGAGACCGACCUGCACUCGCCUGGCGGCGCCCAGGCCCCCACGAACCUGUCGGGCCCGGCCGGGGCGGGCGGCGGCGGCGGCGGCGGCGGCGGGGGCGGCGGCGGCGGCGGCGGGGUCGCCAAGGCCAACCAGGACCGGGUCAAGCGGCCCAUGAACGCCUUCAUGGUGUGGUCCCGCGGGCAGCGGCGCAAGAUGGCCCAGGAGAACCCCAAGAUGCACAACUCGGAGAUCAGCAAGCGCCUGGGCGCAGAGUGGAAGGUCAUGUCCGAGGCCGAGAAGCGGCCGUUCAUCGACGAGGCCAAGCGGCUGCGCGCGCUGCACAUGAAGGAGCACCCGGAUUACAAGUACCGGCCGCGCCGCAAGACCAAGACGCUGCUCAAGAAGGACAAGUACUCGCUGGCCGGCGGGCUGCUGGCGGCCGGCGCGGGCGGCGGCGGCGCGGCCGUGGCCAUGGGCGUGGGCGUGGGCGCGGCGGCCGUGGGCCAGCGCCUCGAGAGCCCGGGCGGCGCGGCGGGCGGCGGCUACGCGCACGUCAACGGCUGGGCCAACGGCGCCUACCCCGGCUCGGUGGCGGCGGCGGCGGCGGCCGCGGCCAUGAUGCAGGAGGCUCAGCUGGCCUACGGGCAGCACCCGGGCGCGGGCGGCGCGCACCCGCACGCGCACCCGGCGCACCCGCACCCGCACCACCCGCACGCGCAUCCGCACAACCCGCAGCCCAUGCACCGCUACGACAUGGGCGCGCUGCAGUACAGCCCCAUCUCCAACUCGCAGGGCUACAUGAGCGCCUCGCCCUCGGGCUACGGCGGCCUCCCCUACGGCGCCGCGGCCGCCGCCGCCGCCGCCGCGGGCGGCGCGCACCAGAACUCGGCCGUGGCGGCGGCGGCGGCGGCGGCGGCCGCGUCGUCGGGCGCCCUGGGCGCGCUGGGCUCGCUCGUCAAGUCGGAGCCGAGCGGCAGCCCGCCCGCGCCCGCGCACUCGCGGGCGCCGUGCCCCGGGGACCUGCGCGAGAUGAUCAGCAUGUACUUGCCCGCCGGCGAGAGCGGAGACCCGGCGGCGGCCGCGGCGGCCGCGGCGCAGAGCCGGCUGCACUCGCUGCCGCAGCACUACCAGGGCGCGGGCGCGGGCGUCAACGGCACGGUGCCCCUGACGCACAUUUAG
Molecule: messenger RNA, 1666 nt
Organism: Lutra lutra (Eurasian river otter)
Lineage: Eukaryota; Metazoa; Chordata; Mammalia; Carnivora; Mustelidae
Gene: SOX1
Product: SRY-box transcription factor 1
Exons: 1
Coding region: 491-1666 (391 amino acids)
Biological process (GO): anatomical structure morphogenesis; regulation of DNA-templated transcription; cell differentiation
Molecular function (GO): RNA polymerase II cis-regulatory region sequence-specific DNA binding; DNA-binding transcription factor activity, RNA polymerase II-specific
Source: RefSeq, a predicted model, not a curated record